AUGGUAUUCGCGCGGUCGGCCUUUGGCGGCAUUGGUCAGAAUGCCGAGACGGAGGAAGGGAGAGAAGGGCGCACGGGUAGCCAGGAAGUCAGGGAGAGGAGGGCGGAGAUCCACCGAGAUUGGGAGGCUACGCUAUCCGGUUUCUGGUUUUCGCUGACUGGACUGGACGGCCAGACCGGCGCCGGAAUGGCUGGAAAGGAGCGGGUCGUCAUCCUGGGCUCCGGCUGGGCGGGCUAUUCCUUCGCCAAGGACCUCGAUCCCGAGAAGUAUGAGCGCAUUGUUGUCUCCCCGCGCUCCUACUUCGUCUUCACCCCCCUUCUCGCCUCCACUGCCGUCGGUACUCUCGAGUUCCGUACCGUCUUGGAGCCCAUCCGCCGCCUGAACCACGGCAUCGGCUUCCACCAGGGUUGGGCCCAGGAUAUCGACUUCGCCAACAAGACCAUCCGCGUCGAGGCCAACGCCAAUGCCGAUUCUGCCAGCAAGGCUGUUGUCCCCAUCGGCCAGGGCGGCCAGCUCAACCAGGCCACCGCCAGGGGCGCUGCCUUCGACGUCCCCUAUGACAAGCUCGUCAUUGCUUGCGGUGCCUAUUCCCAGACCUUCGGCAUCGAGGGCGUCCGUGAGCACGCUAACUUCCUCCGCGAUAUUGGUGAUGCCCGCCGCAUCCGCUUGAGGAUCCUUUCCCUCUUCGAGCAGUGCGCCUACCCCAAGGGCUCCGGCACCCUCACUGAUGAGGACCGCGCCAACCUCCUCCACUUCGCCAUUGUCGGUGGUGGCCCUACCGGUAUCGAGUUCAGCGCCGAGCUCCACGAUCUCAUCCACGACGAUCUUGCCAAGAUGUACCCCGACCUCCUCAAGUUCGUCAAGAUCACCGUCUACGAUGUCUCCCCCAAGGUUCUCCCCAUGUUCGACCAGGCUCUUUCCAAGUAUGCCAUGGAUGCCUUCAGGCGUCAGAAGAUCGAGAUCCGCACUCAGCACAACAUCGAGCGCGUCCGCCUCGCCGAUGGCAAGCUCGGUUCCGAGCACGGUGAGCUGAAGCUCAAGAUCAAGCAGUACGGUGACAAGGAGGUCGGUGCCGGUCUCGUCGUCUGGUCCACUGGUCUCAUGGCCAACCCCCUCAUCAAGCAGCUCGCCUCCAAGGACUUCGCUAUCCCCAUCUCUCCUGAGGACCGCGCCGAGGCCCGCCGCCCCAAGGCCAAGCUCGCCACCGACCCCCGCACCGGCGGCAUCCUCGUUGACGAGCACUUCCGUGUCCGCAUCGAGACCCAGGCCGCCGAGCAGGCUGCCAAGGGCUCCGAGGUCGUCCCCACCUCCGGCAGCAACAGCCUCCUCCGUGACGUCUUCGUCCUCGGCGACGCCGCCGUUAUCGAGAGCCAGCGCACCCUCCCCAAGACCGCCCAGGUCGCCGCUCAGCAGGCCACCUACCUCGCCAAGGUCCUCAACAAGGCCAACGAGGGCGUCGUCGACGUCAAGAACGCCCCUGGCUUCAAGUUCCGCAACUGGGGUGUCAUGACCUACCUCGGCAGCUGGAAGGCCAUCCACCAGGGUCCCCGCGACGAGCUCCGUGGCUGGGCCGCCUGGGUCCUAUGGCGUUCCGCCUACCUGGCCAAGUCCAUGUCCCUCAGGAACAAGUUCCUCGUGCCCGUCUACUGGCUCGUUUCCUGGAUCUUCGGCCGUGGUAUCUCUCGCUUCUAA
This is a messenger RNA of Sordaria macrospora k-hell, 1692 nucleotides long. NCBI's taxonomy places the organism in Eukaryota, Fungi, Ascomycota, Sordariomycetes, Sordariales, Sordariaceae. The record is from RefSeq and is a predicted model, not a curated record.